This is a messenger RNA of Eutrema salsugineum, 2189 nucleotides long. Its product is annotated as pentatricopeptide repeat-containing protein At4g14820. Bases 1 to 2175 code for a protein of 724 amino acids. Gene Ontology annotation, molecular function: zinc ion binding; RNA binding; protein binding. The record is from RefSeq and is a predicted model, not a curated record. NCBI's taxonomy places the organism in Eukaryota, Viridiplantae, Streptophyta, Magnoliopsida, Brassicales, Brassicaceae. The transcript is spliced from 2 exons. Gene Ontology annotation, biological process: RNA modification.
AUGCCCAUUCCGCCGCCGAUACCCUCAACCGCCGCCUCCGCCGCCGCAAAUGCUGCUCUAGACAGACUUUCACUCUGCAAAACACUUAGCCACGUCAAGCAACUCCAUGCGCAUAUCCUGCGUACAGUUUCCGACCAUCGCCUCAGCUCUUUUCUCUUCAACCUCUCCUCUUCUUCCUCUAUCAGUUUCAGUUACGCUCUCUCCCUCUUCUCAUCUAUCCCAUCUCCGCCGGAAUCCAUCGUGUUCAAUCCCCUUCUCCGGAAUCUCUCUCGUUCCGGCGAAUUCAGAGCGACGAUCCUGUUUUACCAGAGGAUUAGACAUGCCGGUGGUCGUCUCGAUCAAUUCAGUUUCCCUCCGAUUCUUAAAGCAGCCUCUAAAGUCUCGGCCUUGUUAGAGGGUUUGGAGCUUCACGGCGUUGCGUUGAAGAUGGCGACACUCUCUGACCCGUUUGUACAGACUGGUCUCAUGGACAUGUACGGUUCUUGCGGAAGAAUCGUCGAGGCGCGCAACAUGUUCGACGAAAUGUCGCAGAGAGAUGUUGUUACGUGGAAUACUAUGAUUGAGAGGUAUUGCCGAUGCGGGCUUGUAGAUGAAGCUUUCAAGCUUUUUGAGGAGAUGCAGAGUUCUAAUGUGAUUCCAGAUGAGAUGAUUCUCUGUAACAUUGUAUCCGCGUGUGGUCGUGUUGGAAACACGAGCUAUAACAGAGCGAUUUACGGUUUCUUGAAAGAGAAUGAUGUUAGGAUGGACAAUCAUUUGCUGACUGCUCUUGUGAAUAUGUAUGCUGGAGUAGGCUGUAUGGAUAUGGCAAUGGAGUUUUAUAUGAAGAUGCCAGUGAGGAACUUGUUCGUUUCGACUGCUAUGGUUUCAGGGUUUUCGAAAGCUGGGAGGCUCGACGAAGCCAGGGAUGUAUUUGAUCAAAUGAGAAAGAAAGAUUUGGUGUGUUGGACUACGAUGAUCUCAACUUAUGCUGAAAGUGAUCAUCCUGAAGAAGCUUUAAGAAUUUUCGAGGAAAUGCGUCUCUCUGGAGUAAAACCUGAUGAGAUUACCAUGUGUAGUGUUAUAUCAGCUUGUGCGAAUCUCGGAGCUUUAGAGAAAGCGAAAUGGGUUCACGAGUACACACAUGUUAAUGGGUUUGAAUCGUCAUUGACAGUAAAUAAUGCUCUCAUUAACAUGUAUGCGAAGUGUGGACGUUUGGAUGCAGCGAGAGAUGUGUUUGAGAAGAUGCCAACGAAGGAUGUAGUGUCGUGGAGCUCUAUGAUCAAUGCGUUUUCUAUGCAUGGAGAAGCCGAUGAUGCACUUACCUCGUUUGCUCGAAUGAAGCAGGAAACUGUCGAGCCCAAUGCUGUUACUUUUGUAGGAGUGCUCUACGGUUGUAGCCACUCAGGAUUAGUUGAAGAAGGCAAGAAGAUCUUUGCAUCAAUGACUGAUGAAUACAACAUUACUCCAAAACUCGAGCAUUAUGGAUGCAUGGUUGAUCUGUUUGGCCGUGCUAAUCGCUUACGAGAAGCUCUUGAAGUUAUAGAAUCAAUGCCAAUGGCGCCUAAUGUUGUCAUCUGGGGAUCUCUGAUGUCAGCUUGCAGAGUCCACGGCGAGAUUGAGUUAGGUGAAUAUGCAGCUAAACACAUCCUCGAGCUGGAACCUGAUCAUGACGGGGCUCUUGUGCUAAUGUCCAAUAUCUACGCGAGAGAACAGAGAUGGGACGGUGUAAGGAACAUAAGACGUGUAAUGGAGGAAAAGAAUGUGUUCAAGGAGAAAGGUCUUAGCCGGAUUGACUUAAACGGGGUUUCUCACGAGUUUCUCAUCGGUGACAAGAGGCAUAAGCAAUCAGAUGAGAUUUAUGCGAAGCUAGACGAGGUUGUAAGUAGACUAAAGCCGGCCGGUUACGUUCCAGACUCUGGUAGUGUAUUGGUGGAUGUAGAGGAGGAAGAAAAGAAGGAUUUGGUUCUUUGGCAUAGCGAAAAGCUCGCGCUUUGCCUCGGUUUGAUGAGUAUGGACAAAGAAGAGAAAGGCUCGAGCGUUGUUAUUAGGAUAGUGAAGAAUCUGAGGGUUUGUGAGGAUUGUCACACGUUCUUGAAGCUGGUCUCUAAAGUGUAUGAACGGGAGAUCAUAGUGAGAGAUCGAACUAGGUUUCACAGAUAUAUAAACGGCUUGUGUUCUUGUAGAGAUUACUGGUGACUCAAAGUGCUGAU